GAAAGGCGACUUGAAGAAGAACGAGAACGAAGAGCAGCCGCCAAGAUCGGCGGCCGGGGACCUCUGCCAGGUGCCGGAGGACGACCAAAAGAAGAGGACAGUCGCAGAGCGCAGCGACAAGAACUGCAAGCCGAUCGGGCCGAAGCGGGAGGAGGCAGCCGCGGACCUCUGCCAAACAGCGGCGGCCAUGGACCACCGAUUACCUGCGAAGUUGGGCCCGUUUCGGAUUGUCCCGAGUAUGAACUGCCUUGAGAGCAAGAACAAGAUCCACCUGCCUAGCCUGCCACCGAUACCUGCGGCACUACGAGCCCUCAAGCCGAUCGAGCACCACCUACUCGCCAUGGCACGCAUAUCCCAAGUGGUGCUGGACAAGCUGCCCUCGGGAGGUCCGAGUGGACAGUGGGGCCGGAUGUAUGCCGUGCUGAUGCAGGACCCGUGUAUCUGUGACGUCCUGGAAGGUGAGCUACAGACGCAGCACCUGUUAUAUCGAAGCAAUUUGGCCGUCCAGGACGUCAUUACCAAGAUGAGUGCUAUCUUGCAGCAAAGAUCGUCCGAGGCUACAACACGCCCUACUGCAGUAAGCGAAGAGCUCCAGCAGGCGGGGACGGAGGAAGACGACCACCAGUUUACCUACCUCGUACCGAAAGAUCCGAAAGUUCCCAGAGCCGACUUGGUCGAACUACGGCAGACGAGAGGCAGCGCCCAGCUGGCCGACGACAUCGACGUCAAGUUCUUUCCACAUUUAUUUCCAGAUGGAACGAAUGGCUGGAAGGACGCGUACAGAAGCUUCGCACAGUAUGCUCGAAAGCGACUGCUGGGGCAAGAUGGUCGCUUUGAACAGUCUGCAUCUUACAUCAUGUGGCUAUUGGAAACACAGUUGAAGAAGCGGCUGUCCGGCAACGUGAAUGUUCGC
Molecule: messenger RNA, 913 nt
Organism: Symbiodinium necroappetens
Lineage: Eukaryota; Dinophyceae; Suessiales; Symbiodiniaceae
Source: the annotation of a GenBank genome assembly